Panonychus citri (citrus red mite) is the source of this 3093-nucleotide messenger RNA. RefSeq names its product moesin/ezrin/radixin homolog 1-like (gene Moe). Gene Ontology annotation, cellular component: cytoskeleton; microvillus; apical part of cell. The record is from RefSeq and is a predicted model, not a curated record. The coding region runs from base 802 to 2520 and encodes 572 amino acids. Lineage: Eukaryota; Metazoa; Arthropoda; Arachnida; Trombidiformes; Tetranychidae. The transcript is spliced from 5 exons. Gene Ontology annotation, biological process: positive regulation of early endosome to late endosome transport; positive regulation of protein localization to early endosome; regulation of cell shape. Gene Ontology annotation, molecular function: actin binding; cell adhesion molecule binding.
CAUAUUUUUCUCUAUUAAACAGAUAAUGUUUGUAAACAUUUGUUGACGAAUGUUGUAAAUGUUUCUCAUUUAAAUUAAUUAAGUGUCACAAUCAAUUGUUUCAUGUUUAGGGAGAAAAAUUGAUUCUCAGUGAAAAAAAAACAAACGGGAAACCAAGUUGAUUAAUUUUCCAAUAGAGGUCACUGUUUAUCGAAAAACAAAAUUUUUCUUCUCUCUUUCUCUUACUUUUUCUCUUUCUUUCAACCGAAGAAAGAGAAGAAAGAGGGCGACUGCGCAUGCGCAGAAGAGAAGUUCAUCUGCCAUAUUUCUUUUUCUCUCUCUACAUGAACACCGAACAUUUCAACCUUCAUUUGAUUCAAUUUUGAUUGUGAUUAAUUGUGAUUUUAUUUUAUUAUUGAUUUUUUUUGUUUGAUUCUUCAUUUAAUUUUUUUUCGUUUACAUGUUUGCUUAAUUAAUUAACAUCAUUCCAUUUAAUUAUUUUGGUUGUCCGCCCUUUUUUUCUCCUCUUACUAUUUCUAUCUUGGUCUUUGAUUUUUUUCUUCUCUCUCUCUCUCUGUGGUCCUAACUCUCUUUCUUUUCUCUCUUUCUCUUUUUACUCUUCUCUUUUUCUCUAACAUUCAUCAUUCACUACAAUAUAUUCAUCUUGUUGUUUUAUGUGAAUAGUUUUGUUUCUUUUCCCUUCACUCCCUUUUUUCUUCUAACGACGACCACCACAACUUCUACUACUUCUUCAUCAUCUUUUUAUUCAUCUUCAUCAGCAUAAUCGGUUUAUUAACAUAAUUAUUACGAAUCCAUCCAAAAAUGCCUAAACCAAUAAGUGUACGUGUUACCACUAUGGACGCUGAAUUGGAAUUUACCAUUCAGCCCAAUACAACAGGUAAACAACUUUAUGACCAAGUUGUCAAAACAAUCGGCUUACGUGAAGUUUGGUUCUUUGCCUUACAAUAUGUUGAUAGUAAAGGUUAUACAACUUGGUUGAAGUUAAACAAAAAAGUAUUGAGUCAAGACGUCAAGAAAGAAAGUCCUUUACAAUUUAAAUUCCGUGCCAAAUUUUUCCCAGAGGAGGUAACCGAGGAGAUUAUUCAAGAUAUUACCCUGAAACUUUUCUACCUUCAAGUUAAAAAUGCAAUACUUUGUGAUGAGAUUUAUUGUCCACCCGAAACCUCUGUUCUUGUUGCCUCUUAUGCUGUUCAAGCCAAAUUUGGUGAUUACAAUCCAGAAAACAUGCCACCCGUUUCAUUGUCAAAUGAGAGACUUUUGCCUCAACGAGUUAUGGAUCAACAUAAGCUUACCCGUGAACAAUGGGAGGAAAGGAUCACUAGUUGGUGGGCUGAACAUAAAGGAAUGCCUCGUGAAGAUGCUAUGCUGGAAUAUUUGAAAAUAGCUCAAGAUCUGGAAAUGUAUGGAGUCAAUUAUUUUGAAAUCAAAAAUAAGAAAGGAACCGACCUAUGGCUCGGUGUUGAUGCCCUUGGAUUAAAUAUUUAUGAAAAGGAAGAUAAAUUAACUCCAAAGAUUGGUUUUCCUUGGUGUGAGAUACGUAACAUCUCUUUCAAUGACAAACGUUUCACCAUCAAACCAAUAGAUAAAAAGGCUCCCGAUUUUGUCUUCAUUGCUCCUCGAUUACGAAUCAACAAACGUAUUCUUGCUCUUUGUAUGGGAAAUCAUGAAUUGUAUAUGCGAAGACGUAAACCUGAUUCAAUUGAGAUCCAACAAAUGAAAGCUCAAGCUAAAGAGGAAAAGGCAACUAGACAACAGGAAAGAGAAAAAUUGAAGAAAGAAAUUGAAUUACGAGAGGCUGCGGAAAAGAAACAACAAGAAUAUGCGGAAAGAUUGCAAAGGAUGCAAGAAGAAAUGGAGAAGAGGCAAAGAGAACUAAUGGAAGCUCAAGAGACCAUUAGAAAACUAGAAGAACAAUUGAAGCUGAUGCAAAGCGCUAAAGAAGAAUUGGAAUUGAAACAAAAUGAAUUGGAAGAAAUGAUGAAACAAUUAGAACAAUCUAAAGAAAUGGAACAUGAGGAAAGAACUAGAUUAGAAGAUGCAAUUCGAAGUAAACAAGAAGAAGUCCAAAGAAUGGAAAAUGAGGUUCAACAAAAAGAUGAGGAAACUAGAAGAUUACAAGAGGAGGUUGAAGCUGCCCGGCGGGUUCAAGAAGAGGCCACUGCUGCCAUUAUUGCUGCAUCAACCACACCUCAACACCUCAAUCUAAGAGAGGAUGAUAACGAAGAAAAUGAUGAGCUUCCUAACGGUGAAAUCGGUGCUGAUCUUGAAAUUCAAAUGGGUGGAGAUGUUCAUCAUCCUGAAGAGGAAAGAGAGACAGCCGUCUCCAAGAAAAAAGACUUACAAGAGCAGUUGAAGAUUCUAAGCAAAGAUUUGGCUGCAGCUAAAGACGAUUCUAAAGUUAGCAAAAAUGAUAUUCUUCACCAAGAAAACGUGAGGCAAGGACGAGACAAAUACAAAACACUGAGAGAAAUUCGUAAAGGCAAUACUAAAAGACGAGUUGACCAAUUCGAGAAUAUGUAAAAUCUUCUCCAUCUCCCAAUUUUUCCCUUUCCCUUUAUCUAGAGGUAUAAUUUCCACCAUUUUAUCUAAUUUGCCCCUCUCUCUCUCUCUCUCUCUGCAAUUCCUUUGCUUGUUAAGUAGCCUUAUCGAAUACAAACAAAUCAAAUUCCAAUGUAAAUCACUUUUUUUUCACAAUCAGAAUUCCAGAAGAAAUUUUAUUCUAAAUUCUGAUCAAUCAGUUUACCGGUUUUUUUUACUUUUCCAUGGGAAAGAAAAAAAAAUGGUUUCUUGCAAUUGGAAAUCACGGAAAUCACAACAAUCAACAUCAAAUAAUUUUUAAGAUGUUAAAAUUAUUAUUAUUAUAUUAUUAUUAUUAAUGAUGAUAAAAUGAGAAGAGAAAAAUUCACACAGAAUAUUAAUAUUGAUCAAAAAGAAAAAGAAACAGAACAAAAUUGCAUAUGAUAAUUAUUUACACGAAAAUAAUUAUGUAUUUUUUUCUUACAACAAAAUUGUAUUAAAACUUCACAAUUGUGACUUGACACACACACACAGAAACAAAAAAAAUGAAUAAAACAAAAUCACCUACACUUUUAA